This is a messenger RNA of Plenodomus lingam JN3, 912 nucleotides long. The record is from RefSeq and is a predicted model, not a curated record. NCBI's taxonomy places the organism in Eukaryota, Fungi, Ascomycota, Dothideomycetes, Pleosporales, Leptosphaeriaceae.
AUGGACAGGACGAAGGGCGCAAAUGAACAAGCCCGGCUUUGUCAGAGUCAGCCAGGCCCACACGGGUGCGGGACUGGUUGCUGCAGGACCCUGCGCGAUGAUGUCGUGGAUUGUCCGAUGGAAAUUACAUGGGCGCACUCGUGCGGGGCAUGUCGACCAGCCUUUUUCGCAUGUGCCUACGACAAGUACAUGGAGGAAGGGGGCAAGAGAGAGAAAGAAAGGCUUGCGUCUGCCAUCGGCGUGGAGGACCAAAGACCGAAGAGCUGGGCCAGACUCUUCUUGCAGGGACGCGAGGGGAUGAUGCUAUUUCGAGACGGUGAAAUGCACAAUGCGGUGCGGCGUACUCUACGACGGCAUCUUCCAUCUUCCCACCCGAACCCGCCAUCGUCAAUCCCUGGCUUUAACGAUUCCCCCAGAGAUCGGCACUCCAGAGACCCUGGGCCGGCUGGCCUGCCCCCCCAACGUCCGACUCCUGGAACCAUCAAGAGAAAGCACGCCACCCUACAUAAACGUCAUCCCUAUAUCACGUGCAUCAAUACCAUCCUCCUGCCCAUUGGACUGGAUACAAGUACCCCCCAUUCUUCCCUCCUCUGGACCUGCCUGUUUGUAUUCACACCCGGCAAACAACUACACACCUACACUCCUGCAAUGGCCUCUCGGUUCGUUGAAAACCUGGACACGGUCUCAACCAUCUCCCACCCUCAUCUCAACGUCUCACUAGAAGACAUCCUUGCCGAGGAAGGCCGUAAGCGUUCAUCUUCUCAGUCGUCAGAGAGUUCGCAAACCGCUGGCCGCCGAUCGGGAAGCGAGUCGGUUGCAAGUCCCACAUCGCCCACCAACGAGAACAAGAUGGACACCAUUCGCAGGCGCGCUUUUACUCUUGGCAGCAAGAAGGGUCGACGAGCAUCGUGA